This is a messenger RNA of Girardinichthys multiradiatus, 6844 nucleotides long. RefSeq names its product phosphatidylinositol-4-phosphate 3-kinase, catalytic subunit type 2 beta (gene pik3c2b). Lineage: Eukaryota; Metazoa; Chordata; Actinopteri; Cyprinodontiformes; Goodeidae. Bases 328 to 5154 code for a protein of 1608 amino acids. Gene Ontology annotation, molecular function: phosphatidylinositol binding; 1-phosphatidylinositol-3-kinase activity; 1-phosphatidylinositol-4-phosphate 3-kinase activity. The transcript is spliced from 33 exons. The record is from RefSeq and is a predicted model, not a curated record. Gene Ontology annotation, cellular component: plasma membrane; cytoplasm; phosphatidylinositol 3-kinase complex. Gene Ontology annotation, biological process: phosphatidylinositol-mediated signaling; cell migration; phosphatidylinositol-3-phosphate biosynthetic process.
AUUGAUGGGUUUUGAUAGAGCUCUGCAGCUGCCCAGCAGCCGUCGCCCCGCGGUCCUCGCCUCUUUUUCCCGUCUAGCAGAACCUCUCUUGGCGUCCUGUAUUGGUUACCUAGAAAGAGGAUCUGAACCCAACGCAGCUGGAGGUCGGUUCCCCGGUCUGGAUGAGAAAACCGGCCGCAGCUGUAACUCCAUACCGUUAUUCCGCCUGGAUCGAUGUGAAUCCUGGGGGAAAGUAAAGAUGGCAGCCGCUGGCCCCUCACGGACUCCGUAGUUUGACGGACAGAUCUCCCAGAAGGUUCCCCUGCAUCUCCUCAGCUUGGAGGCACCAUGUCUGCAGCUCAAACCGAAAAGGAGAGCAGCGAGGCGGGCUGGGGGUGUCUGGAGUCUCUGGGGCUUAGUCAGAGAGAGCUGGUUCUGGCCGAGGCCCUCCAGAUGGAGUACGAUGCUCUCUCCAGACUUAAACAGGACAAGAACGGGACUGGAACCAGCCACACAGAACCUGGAGCUCCCAGCCAAACCAGCUUAAAGACUCCAAAUCCUUCUACAGAUCGAGCCCGGCCCAUGCCCAGUCAGAACCUUCCCGCCCCCUCAGGAGGGAACCUGCUGAUGGAUCUCUCUGGAUCAGACUCUUCACUGAACCAGCCUGGGGGGUCCCAGUUUCCGCUUCCCCUCCCACCCAGGCCAUCCCCUCCUCAAGGGGUGUUCAUGAAGGAGUCCCCCUACAUCCUGGACUGUCCUGAGGUCAGUAAGUUCAGGGACCUCACUGGAUCCAGCCCUGAGGACUCAUUUGGACCAAGCUUAGGGUUUCUUUCUAAAAGCUCUUCCCUCCCUGACGAUGUUCCCCCUGCCAUCCCACCCAGACAUCCCCUGCGUCCUCCGUCAGGGUCAGAGAUCCCCUUCCUGCCCCCCCGACCACCUACCGCCCCCCGAGACGUGAACCUGUUUCAGCCUGAAGUGGACCAGCUGAAAGUGACCUCAGCAGAACUGAACUAUGACAUCAUCAAUGACUCACUCUCAAGACUCAACGAGGGCAGACCUCCACUGCCAGCUCGGCACACUAACGGGGACCAACCAGGGAAGCCCGUGGCUCGCAGUAAGACCCUCCCACCACAGGUGCCUCCCAGGACCUACAUACCUGCAGUGAAGAGCUACAAGAACCUGCGGCGGGUUUCUGCAGACCCGGUGUCUCUGGGCUCCAGGACCAAUGGAUUUGGAUGCGAGCUGUUCCAGGUGUCAGAGGAGAGAGACGAGGAGGUGGCGGCUUUCUGUCACAUGCUGGAUGUGCUGCGCUCAGCGUACCCUUACAGUGACCGAUCUAAGAACUCGGGCUUCGUGUGGUCUCCCUCUGUCGGCCAUGAUGAGCUGCACCUGGCUCUUGGAGUGGGCGUGAAGGUGACGGUGGUCAGCGAGGACUUCAGGGAACCUCUGACCUUCCCCUGUGAUGGCUCAUCCACAGUGGACCUGCUGAUCUAUCAGACUCUGUGCUACACUCAGGAGCACCUGGACCACCUGGACGUGGACAACUACCUGCUGAAGGUUUGCGGACAGGAAGAGUUCCUCAACAACUCUCAGACUCUGGCUGGUCUGGAGUUUGUCCAACAGUGUCUGAAGUUUGACUGGGACAUCCGGCUGUUUCUCACCAAGAGAUCUAUUAUCAGCACCAAGCUGGCCCGCACGAAGGAAGAUGAUGAUACGGCGUCUUCCCUGAACCACUGCAUCCUGCUGCAGGAGCGUCCAAUCAAACAGACCGUCACCAGGGAGGCUCUGACUCUGCUGCUGGACACGUUUCACAAUGAGGCAGAGUCCUUUCUGCUGUCUGAGGUGGAGCUACUGCUGCAUGUGGAGCGCCUUGUCCAAUCAGUGAAGGCCCUCUGCAGCUCAUUAGCUGCUGUGGAGACCCCAGAUGUGACAGCAGCCUUAAACCAGCUCCCAGCGUGUCCCUGUCGUCUGCAGCCAAAGGUUCUAAAGGAUGCUUCAGUGCUGUCACUCAGAGAGAACAGAGAGUCGGUGGUGGAGAAGCUGACGGCAGCCAUCUUGGACCUGGUUGAGCUGUACUGCGGCACGUUUAACGCUAACUUCCACACCACACCGCAGAGUCGGAGCUGCACUUCGCCAGUGCAAGAAGCUGGCCUCGUCACCAACGUGCUGUCUUUCACUGUGUACGCGGCCCACCGAGUCCCCAUCACCUGGGCCACCAGUUACGAGGGUUUCUUCCUGUCCUGCUCUCUGACUCACGGAGAAGCGGAGCUCUGCGCGCCGCAGCACACCAGCAAACAGGCCGUCAGUAAAUACCUGUUCCACCUGGUGGUGUGGGACCAGAGGGUGUGUUUCCCAGUUCAGAUCAACCAGCUGCCUCGGGAGUCCCAGCUGACCGUAAUGCUGUACGCCAGCCCACUGCCGCCCCCUGGAGGAGCGGAGGAUAAGGGCAAGCAGAGGCGCAGCGUAGAGGCUCUGGGCUGGGUCACCAUGCCGCUCUUUAACUUCAGACAUGUCCUGACAUGCGGCAGGAAGUUACUGGGUCUGUGGCCUUCAAUGCCAGGGAGGAGCGGAAAUGCCAGAACCAGUUCUCCCAACUUCAACCAGCCUGACAGUGUCAUCCUGCAGGUGGACUUUCCCACAUCCUCCUUCGAGGUGUUCUUCAGUACUCCUGCUUCUGCAGACUUCUGUCCUCAGUACGACUUCAGCAGACUGGACACCAUCAGUCAGAUCCAGCUGCAGGACGUCCUGCAGAAAAAGGCCUUCUUCUGGUUGACUACUGUGGACAAGCAGCUGCUUUGGGAGAAGAAGGCCUUCUGUCAAUCAGAAAGUGCGGCGCUGCCUCUUGUUCUGGCCAGUGCCCCCUGCUGGCAGUGGGCAUGUCUGCCUGAAAUCUAUGCUCUGUUGCGCCAGUGGGCGUGUCUGGGUUACCUGGACGCUCUGGGCCUGCUGCAUGCAUCGUUCCCAGAUCAGGAACUGAGGAGGACGGCAGUCCAGUGGAUGGACUCCAUAUCAGACCCGGAGCUGCUGGACUUCUUGCCUCAGCUAGUUCAGGCUCUGAAGUACGAGUGCUACCUGGACAGCUCCCUGGUCCGGUUCCUCCUACGAAGAGCCAUCGGGGACAUUCGGAUUGCUCACUACUUGUUCUGGUUGCUGAAGGACAACCUACAAGACAGUCAGUUCAGUGCUCGCUAUCAGCACCUACUGGCCGCUCUUCUUUGCUGCGUGGGCCGAGCUCUGAGGGACGAGUUUGACCUGCAGUGCUGGCUCGUCUCUAUCCUCACCAAGGUUGCCCAGAAGGUCCGAGAUGCCACGCCUUCCAGCAGACAGGGUGUCCUCAGAGAGAGUCUAGAUGAGAUGAAGCAGUUCUUCACAAUGAACAGCAGCUGCAGACUACCUCUGAACCCAGCGCUUCACGUCUCAGGGAUCAACAUCCAGUCCUGUUCCUUCUUCAACUCCAACGCUGUCCCUCUAAAGCUGUCCUUUCAGAACCUGGACCCCCGAGGAGACAACAUCAGUGUCAUCUUCAAGUCAGGAGACGACCUGCGGCAGGACAUGCUGACCCUGCAGAUGAUUCGAAUCAUGAACAAAAUCUGGAUCCAGGAGGGGCUGGACAUGAGGAUGGUAAUCUUCAAGUGCUCCUCUACAGGCAGAGGACGAGGUAUGGUGGAGAUGAUUCCUCAUGCUGACACUCUGAGGAAGAUCCAGGUGGAACAUGGAGUCACAGGAUCCUUCAAGGAUCGGACGCUGGCCGACUGGCUGCAGAAACACAACCCCACUGAUGAGCAGUACGACAAGGCGGUGGAGAACUUCAUCUAUUCAUGCGCUGGCUGCUGUGUGGCCACCUACAUCCUAGGAAUCUGUGACCGCCACAACGACAACAUCAUGCUGAAGACCAGCGGCCACAUGUUCCACAUCGACUUCGGAAAGUUCCUGGGACACGCCCAGAUGUUUGGAAACAUCAAACGGGACCGCGCCCCCUUCGUCUUCACCUCAGACAUGGCGUACGUCAUCAACGGAGGAGACAAACCUUCCAGCCGCUUCCAUGAAUUUGUGGAUCUGUGCUGCGAGGCGUACAACCUGAUCCGCAAGCACACACACCUGUUCCUCAACCUGCUGGGCCUGAUGUUGUCCUGUGGGAUCCCUGAACUGUCUGAUCUGGAUGAUCUGAAGUACGUCUAUGAUGCUCUGAGACCUCACGAGUCUGAGGCUGAUGCUACCAUGUACUUCACCAGGCUGAUCGAGUCCAGUCUGGGCAGCGUUGCCACCAAACUGAACUUCUUCAUCCACAACCUGGCUCAGAUGAAGUUCGCCACCUCGGAGGAUCGGCCCUCGUUGUCCUUUGCUCCCAGAGUCCACACGGCGAGGAGCGACGGCAUCAUCAAGAACCUCUACAUCAGCAAACACAUUCCCACGGCCCAUAAAGGCUACACGUUUGUGGUGAAGGUGGAGCGUGAAGGUCAGCAGGAGGUGCAGCUGGUUCAGAGGACGUUUGAAGAGUUUCAGGAACUUCACAGCAAACUGAGGCUUCUCUUCCCUUCAUCCAAACUGCCCAGUUUCCCUAGCCGCUUUGUGAUUGGCCGUUCACGUAGCGAGGCGACGGCGGAGAGGAGGAAGGACGAGCUGAACGGCUAUGUGUGGCACCUGACCCACGCGGCACCAGAGGUGGCUCAGUGUGACCUGGUCUACACCUUCUUCCACCCUCUGUCCAGAGACGAGAGAACUGCAGGAAAUGGCAGCAAACCAGCAGAGGUGUUAUGGUCUCCAGCUGCUGGAACGGAGCUCGGUGAAAUCAAACUGUCCAUCUCCUACAAGAACAAUAAGCUCUUCAUCAUGGUGAUCCACAUCAGAGGCCUGCAGCCCCUGCAGGAAGGCACAGACCCAGACCCCUAUGUGAAGCUCUACCUGCUGCCGGACCCCCAGAAGACGAGCAAGAGGAAGACGAAGGCAGCGCGACGCACCUGUAACCCCACCUACAAUGAGAUGCUGGUCUACGAUCGUAUCCCCCGGGGGGACCUGAACCAGAGGGUGAUCCACCUGAGGGUUCUGAGUGACGGGGCUUUCUGGGAGAACACGCUGCUGGGGGAGACCUUCAUCUCCCUGACCAGGCUAGUCCCGGGUCAGCACUGGGUAGACUGGCACCAACUGGGUAGGGCUGGCUUAGACUCCACCCACUGAGAGAUGGGAAGCAAAGGGAAGUUAUUUCAAAGUAAAAGUUCCUGCAGGAGUUUAGCUGUAGAUUUCAGGCUUUCCAUCACAGCUGGUGGAUCAAGAACAUUUCAGAUGAUUUUAAUGUGAUGUUUGGGUGAAGCUGGACUAACUUGUUUUACCUGGAGUCUGUCCAGUAACAUGAUGGAGCUGCUGCAAGGUGGCUCUGGUUCCGGGUCCAGAGAUGUCUUCUUUACAUUGCUCUCUGACUGACACUAGUCAGAAACAUGAAAUAACGAGCUGGACUUUUCACUGAGGAGAUGCAGGAGAAGAAAACGACUGAGAGCGAGACGGACACUUUCUCAUUUCUCUGCAGGAAACCAACUGGUGAAUCAAUGAAUGGACUCAGAUUUUGUCCUUAGAACAAAACAAGGAUUAGCUCAGAGUUGAAGGGUUUGGACCCUCUGAGGUCAGCUGAUGUUCUGCUGCUUGAUCCUGUUUUAUGACCUUUCUGGCAGAUUUUAUCUCGUUUUUUGCGCUGUAGACCAGAUGAAUGUGGCAGCUGCAGGACUUGGACAUCUCCCUGACUCGGAUGGGUCCGGCUGCAGGCCGUCAGCAUAAAAUACUAUGGUGAAAAUCAGGCUGAUUGUUCACCUCCCAGCUCUCCCAGUAUCAUGAAGCUCGGUUUUGGCUGUCUUUACUGUAAUCUGGCUGACAGACGUGUGAUUGGGUAUUUCUCAGCUGUAAACACUGAUUGGCUGAAGCUUCCUGUGCCCCUACCUUCCUUGACAAACAGUGCAGAGGGUCAGAGGUCUGUUUGCAGCUGUGGGUUUCCCAGCUUCAGUGAAACUGCUCAAAGCAAACAGACAGAGUUGGUCUCAGCAGGUAACUGCAGCUCACCUGCUACCAUGAUGCUAACUCCUGUUUCAGGACCAGCUAGCUGUCUUCCAGAGUGAGCACGCUGAUGGCUGCAGGACAGAGCGGAUGUUCACUGGUUGUCUCCCAGGAAUCUGAUCUGUGCAGCAGGAAGGCGUGGUCUGGAUGCCACUUAAUGACCCAUUCAGAUCCAUCAGUGAGAGUGGCCACACCCACUUUGACCAUGUGACCGAUAUAAACAAUACAGAUAAAAAUCUUUUCAGUGUCGAUGAAUCUGCAGAAUCUGAUGAAUUAACGAGCAGGUGAUCUGUGGGUGUUUAUAUUUUAGUGGUUAAUGAUAUCAUAGAAUCUGAUUGCUGUGAUUGGCUAUUUCUGACCUCGCCUGGCAGGCAAACUCCUCCCACACCGCCAUGACAUCAGUUCUACCCAGGAAGCCCAUCGGCUGACCAUUCUCUAUUCUGCAGAUCCAUGACUGUGAUUGGUCCCCUGGUCCAAACUCCACCUGAUUUACGUUCCCAUGAUCCAGAGUCAGAAAACCUGCACUGGUUUACAGAGGUCUGAUGGGGUUCAUUUUGCACAACACCCAGGCGCCAAAUUGGACCUGGUGAACCUGCAGAUUGGAUUAAGGUUCAACAAGACAGACGUGAUGAUAGAAGCAGCAACACAGAAUCGAUUCAGGUGAUGCAAAGGUCAGAGCAUCCACCAUGUCCCAGUUCAGUGAGCAGUUUAAGCCUGCAGCCCCCACUUGACCAAACUAAACCUUAUAAAAUGUGACGAGUUUCUUUAACUGGAAUCUUUUUUUUAUUAUUAUUUGCACUAAAAACAAUAAACUUGAAGAGAAAAA